UCCCUCGGCUUUUUCGGCUGCCCAACGGAUGCACAGAAAAGCAGAGGCCCAUUGCGAGGAAGACGAAGGUGGAAUGCGGUCGUCGUUUGCAGCCCGACGGCGGGAUGCUUUGGGAUAUCGGGUUCCCGGAACGACGCUUCGCCUUCCUUAUUCGUGGACGCUCGCUAUGUUUGUCGGGGUGGUCUGUAUGCUGGCAGUGGUCAUUUUUGCCGGUCGUUCCCUCACUGUGGUGGGAGGGAUCGAUAAUGAGAGAGACGAUGCGGGUUUGUACCCAGUGUUGUCAUGGACAGGUCAUGGUAAGGACAAGAAGGCUCUGAAGGCCUCGGACGAGCAAGUCCUCCGACAAGAACUCCAGGAGUUGGAAGCGCGGAUGGAUGAGCUCGAACGGGCGCGACGAUCCAUGCCGCGACCGCCAUUGACAACGACGCAUCAUGUCUUGGAGGCCAUGGAGGGGCAACAUGCAGUGGAAAAGGCACGCACAGACUCGAAACCCGUGCCCGGAGAUGCUGACGACCACGAGCAAAAAAGCGCCCAACAUAAAAUUAAUCCCGCCGUACUCGGCACGGACAAGGCUGCGGCCCACGGCGCAUCGGCCGCCAGCACGCAAACCCUCGGACCUGGACAUAGCCCCGAGGCGAAAGAGGGGGAGCAUCUCCCUCCCCGUCAGGACCUGGAAAAAGCGGAGUCGCACGCGACUAACAACCUCCCUGCCACGGAAAGCGCGGCAGCGUACGACAGUGACACUAGCCCCGUGCCUCUAGUGGACCCCACGGUCCUGGGCCGGGACCCGCCCGCGUUGGACCAUGCCGAUAUGCCGGGACUGUGCGCGCACAAAUCCGAUGGGGAUGAGGAUGUUUUGCGCCGGAUAGACGUCUGGCCCUCGGCCGAGAAAGGGAAGCCACGCAUCCUGUGUUUCAGCUACACCCUGUCCACGGCCCACGCCGGCCCGGUUCAGAACCUCCGGAGGACUUGGGCACAGCGGUGCGACGGCUAUGUGGCCUUCAGCAACCAGACGGACCCUCUCAUCCCGUCCGUGGACCUGAAGCACAAGGGCCCCGAGGCGUACGCGAACAUGUGGCAAAAGCUGCGGGCGGCCUGGAUCUAUUUGCACAAGCACCAUCUCCAGGACUACGAUUAUUUCUUGGCGGGCGGGGACGACAUCUUUGUGGUGGUGGAGAACCUCCGCCGGUACCUCCUCUCGCCCGAAAUCCUUGCGGCUACGAAGGAGGGCACUGAACCCAUCUUUCUCGGGCGGCCUUUUCGGCCGCCUGGCUGUGACAUCGCCUUCAAUUCUGGAGGCGCGGGUUUUGUCCUGAAUGCGCCCGCCCUCGACGUCUUGGGGAAAGAAUUGCUCGGGCACGGAAAGAAGAAGCGUCUGUGCCGCCCCAAUCAGGUUGGCUUCUGGGAGGACGUGAACGUGGCCUUUUGCCUGCACGAAGGCGGUGUCCACGUCUACAACGGCACCCAGGACGCUCACGGACGGGAACGUUUCCUCCCUUUCAAGCCAGGGCACCACCUUCGGUACCGGGUGCCGCCGAAGCCGGACUGGUACGCUGUGUACACGAAGGAAUGGGGUUUAAAAACGGGUUUGGACUGUUGCUCGACGGAGGCCAUCACUUUCCAUUACGUAAAAGGGGAUGAUAUGAAACGGUAUCAUGCCAUCGUACACGGCAUGUGUCCCAAUAUCAAAGCCAGUGAGGGCGAGGUGGCACAGAGGGCUGUCGACGCACGGAGAUGAGGGAAAUGGCGGAGGGUGUGGGGAUUGUUUUGUAAAAACGACAUGACUUUCGAAGUCACGUGCCGGUUAUUGAGAAAAUCCCACACGAAAGUGCAAUAGAAACUAGAAACUUUUCUUGAA
Messenger RNA from Nannochloropsis gaditana CCMP526, 1858 nucleotides. It is a transcript of the gene C1GALT1, whose product is annotated as glycoprotein-N-acetylgalactosamine 3-beta-galactosyltransferase. Gene Ontology annotation, molecular function: N-acetylgalactosaminide beta-1,3-galactosyltransferase activity. The transcript is spliced from 2 exons. The coding region runs from base 29 to 1738 and encodes 569 amino acids. The record is from RefSeq and is a predicted model, not a curated record.